Messenger RNA from Dictyostelium purpureum, 886 nucleotides. RefSeq lists its product as uncharacterized. The record is from RefSeq and is a predicted model, not a curated record. The transcript has 3 exons. Lineage: Eukaryota; Evosea; Eumycetozoa; Dictyosteliales; Dictyosteliaceae. Gene Ontology annotation, biological process: autophagy; endocytosis. The annotation marks the transcript as partial. Gene Ontology annotation, molecular function: guanyl-nucleotide exchange factor activity. Gene Ontology annotation, cellular component: autophagosome; endosome.
AUGAGUUUAGAUUACAACAUUGGUUUAGGAUAUAUAUAUUCAAAAACUAUGUCAAAUUUUGAAAGUAGUUCAACCUUGACUUAUCAAAAAAAAAGAAGUUUAUUUGAUGCAAUAUACCAAAAACUAUUAGUUAACGGCUCACCACCGCUAAAUGGUGAUAAUAAUACCUCCGGUGUAAAUAUAAGGAAAAAAAAACUAGGUACAUCAAAAUCAAGCUCAAUACCAGUUGAUUUAACACAUUUAUAUACGUUUCAAAUUUUUCAAGGAGCGCAACUAUCGGUAUGGCAUGAUACAGCAGGACCUGUAGUAGAACAAUUAUGGAAAUAUAAAGAUAUCGGAUCAGAUUUUCAAGCAUUUAUAGCACGUCAAACUCUUUGUGGUUUAGAUCCAAAGAACACUGCUGAUGAAAUUAGAUUUAAUAUUUAUCCAGAUCAAGGCUUCAUGGUACUUUCACACAUUUUCAACUCUAAAUAUAAUGACUCUUUAACAAAAUUUGCGCUCUCUGUAUUUUUAUCAAUAACCAACUUUAAUGAAUAUCUACCAAUACACGAUAUAAUAGUUGAUAGGGUAACAUGUCUAUCAUGUAAACUUUUAAAAAACUAUUCAUUAAAUAUAACAGAUCAUUUAGAAUUAUUUACAAAAGAAUUAGUAUUGACAAUGAUAAAUGUUGAACAAUUAUUUUUAUCGGGAUAUCCAUCAAUUAAUAUUUCAUCUACAUGUUUUAAUGAACCAAAGAUAGAUCAAGAAUUUUUAGUUCGUGCAUUAACAUCACACUUUCAAACCUAUGGAUCCACUAUUGUAAUCGGUAGCAAUCCAGAGACAGUAUUGAUGUGGAUGGAUACAAUAUCACUAUUCCUAACACCAAAAGAAAGAAAACUAGCAUCAC